Colletotrichum navitas is the source of this 765-nucleotide messenger RNA. RefSeq lists its product as uncharacterized. The transcript has a single exon. Bases 1 to 765 code for a protein of 254 amino acids. NCBI's taxonomy places the organism in Eukaryota, Fungi, Ascomycota, Sordariomycetes, Glomerellales, Glomerellaceae. The record is from RefSeq and is a predicted model, not a curated record.
AUGGUCUUUGGCUCUCCGGAGAGCGAAAGCUCGCAGGUGGAAGAAAGUUUCCUACGGACCCUGCUGCCCGACGCACCAGAAGCAUAUCUCCAGCAUCUCUACAACAACAACAACAACAACAACAACAACAACAGGCGACGGCACAAACAGACGCACCCAUGCCGCAACUGCCUCGACCUCUUCCACAGGACGGAUGAUUGCCAACACCCCUGCGGCCACUGCGGCCAGGACUGGCACGCGGUCACCGCCUGCACGAGCUCCAAGCGCAACCGCUGCCGCUGCCGCCCGUUCCCGCAGAGGCACCUUGCCAAGAGGUGCCCCGUCAUGUGCAACCCGGGCGAGUGUCCCGCCCCGCACUCCGGCCCCCUCGUCACUGCUAUGAUGUGCAAGUCCCGCUGCUGCAUGUGCGGCAUCCCCGGCCACGCCGGCCGCGACUGCCAUCUCAAGACGUGCCGCUGCGGCCACCAGCACCUGACCAUCGGUCACAUGCCCAUGGACCGCCAGUGCGCCGUCUUCGACUGCCCGCGCUUCUUCUGCACAAGGCACUGCCAGGCCUGCCGCACCGAGAUGGACAAGGCCGCCAAGGGUGACGAGGACGUCUGCACGCGGUGCCACGCGAAACGCCAGCGCGUCUUCCCCCCGUUGAAGCCGCCAGUAUACCCCAACGGCGAGCUGAACUACGAGUACCUGGAGGCGGCCAUGGCAUGGGGUAACAGCAUACAUGGCGAGGCCAUUUUCGGCAAAAACGUCGCGUUCAAUCCGUAG